Molecule: messenger RNA, 3642 nt
Organism: Raphanus sativus (radish)
Lineage: Eukaryota; Viridiplantae; Streptophyta; Magnoliopsida; Brassicales; Brassicaceae
Product: ubiquitin C-terminal hydrolase 13
Exons: 32
Coding region: 131-3457 (1108 amino acids)
Biological process (GO): protein deubiquitination; regulation of protein stability
Cellular component (GO): cytosol; nucleus
Molecular function (GO): cysteine-type endopeptidase activity; protein binding; cysteine-type deubiquitinase activity
Source: RefSeq, a predicted model, not a curated record
AGUAAAAGAAAGCAGAGACUGAUCUCCUCUGCAAAGUUCUUACCUCACUCCCUUCUUAUCCCUUUUGAUUAUUUCUCUAUUUGGCGCUCUUUUUUCACUUCUCAAUCCCACCGUCAAUCGCUCCAGAGGAAUGACUCUGAUGACUACGCCGCCGCUAGAUCAGCAAAAGGACGAGGAGAUGCUCGUUCCGCAUUCUGACUUGGUCGAAGGACCUCAGCCCAUGGAAGUUGCUCAGCCUGAGGAGAAUCCGCCAGCCGAGGAGAUUCCCACUCUGAAAUUCACGUGGUACACCCAAGGUUUCACCAGGCUCAACGUUAGGAGGCUUUACUCUGAUGUAUUUGUUGUUGGAGGUUAUAAAUGGAGAUUAUUGAUUUUUCCAAAAGGAAACAAUGUCGACCAUUUGUCCAUGUACUUGGAUGUUGCUGACGCUGCGAGUUUGCCUUACGGGUGGAGCAGAUAUUCACACUUCAGCCUGGCUGUAGUGAAUCAAAUGAACAGCAAAAAUUCCAUCAGAAAAGAGACCCAACAUCAAUUCAAUGCAAGAGAAAGCGAUUGGGGGUUUACAUCAUUCAUGAAUCUCAGCGAGCUCUAUGAUCCCACUCGUGGAUAUUUAGUGAAUGAUACUCUUCUGAUCCAAGCUGAAGUUGAUGUGCCGAAGGUUAUAGAUUACUUGUCAUAUGACUCAAAGAAAGAGACUGGUUUUGUUGGACUUAAGAACCAAGGUGCUACCUGUUACAUGAAUUCUCUCCUACAGACAUUAUACCACAUUCCUUACUUCAGAAAGGCUGUUUACCACAUGCCAACAACUGAGAUUGAUGCACCUACGGCUAGUAUCCCAUUGGCGCUCCAGGGUUUGUUUUACAAGCUUCAAUAUAAUGACACCCGUGUAGGGACAAAGGAGCUGACAAAGUCUUUUGGUUGGGAUACGAAUGAUUCGUUCAUGCAACAUGAUGUUCAAGAACUCAACCGAGUUCUUUCUGAAAAGCUUGAGGACAAAAUGAAGGGGACUGUUGUGGAGGGAACAAUACAGAAGCUAUUUGAAGGUCACCAGAUGAAUUACAUUGCGUGCAUUAAUGUCGAUUACAAAUCUACAAGGAAAGAAUCAUUCUAUGACCUCCAGCUUGUUGUGAAAGGCUGCAAAGAUGUAUAUGCUUCUUUUGACAAGUAUGUUGAAGUUGAACGCCUUGAAGGAGACAACAAAUACCAGGCAGAAGGACAUGGUUUGCAGGAUGCGAAAAAAGGUGUUCUGUUCACUGACUUUGCACCCGUACUUCAACUUCAGCUCAAGAGGUUUGAAUAUGAUUUUAUGCGAGACACAAUGGUGAAGAUAAACGAUCGAUAUGAGUUUCCUCUUCACCUGGAUCUCGACAGAGAGAAUAGAAAAUACCUAUCCCCUGAUGCUGACAAGAGUGUUCGUAAUCUCUACACACUCCAUAGUGUCUUAGUCCACAGUGGAGGAGUGCAUGGAGGGCACUAUUAUGCUUUUAUUAGGCCAACACUCUCAGAUCAAUGGUAUAAGUUUGAUGAUGAACGGGUGACGAAGGAAGAAGUGAACAGGGCACUAGAAGAGCAAUAUGGGGGUGAAGAAGAGUUGCCGCAAAAUAAUCCUGGUGUCAAUAAUCCACCUUCUAAAUUCACAAAAUAUUCCAACGCAUACAUGCUUGUUUAUAUCCGGGAAAGCGACAAGGAUAAAAUAAUAUGCAACGUUGAUAAAAAAGAUGUUGCAGAACAUUUACGGGUGAGGCUGAAAAAAGAGCAAGAAGAAAAGGAAGAUAAAAGAAAAUAUAAGGCUCAAGCUCACCUUUUCACUACAAUCAAGGUCGCAAGAGAUGAAGACAUCACUGAGCAAAUUGGAAAGAGUAUGUAUCUUGAUCUUGUUGAUCAUGAAAAAGUUCAGAGUUUUCGAAUCCAGAAACAGACUCCCUUCCAACAAUUUAAGGAAGAGAUGGCCAAAGAAUUUGGUGUUCCGGUUCAGCUUCAGCGGUACUGGAUUUGGGCAGAGAGGCAAAACCAUACUUAUCGUCCCAACCGUCCCCUAUUACCUCAUGAAGAACUACAGACGGUUGGACAGAUAAGCGAGGCAUCUAACAAGGCAAACAAUGCUGAACUAAUGCUGUUUUUGGAAAUAGAGCGUGGAUUGGAUGCGCGUCCGGUUCCUCCCCCAGACAAGUCACCUGAAGACAUUCUCCUUUUCUUUAAGCUCUAUGACCCUGAGAAUGAAUUACUAAGAUAUGUUGGCAGGCUCAUGGUGAAAAGUUCCAGUAAGCCCAUGGAUAUAGUAGGGAAACUGAAUCAAAUGGCUGGCUUUUCUCCUGAUGAGGAAAUAGAACUUUUUGAGGAAAUACAGUUUGAACCUAGUGUAAUGUGCGAGCAUCUAGAUAAGAAGACUUCUUUCAGACUAUCCCAAAUUGUAAAUGGAGAUAUCAUUUGCUAUCAAAAACCUAUUUCCAUCCAGGAGAAUGAAUGUCCAUACCCGGAUGUGCCAUCGUUUUUGGAGUACGUACAUAAUCUACAGGUGGUGCGUUUUCGUAGACUGGAAAAACCAAAAGAAGAUGAAUUUACUAUGGAGUUGUCAAAGCUGCAUUCUUAUGAUGAUGUUGUGGAAAGAUUGGCUGAGAAACUUGGCAUUUAUGAUUCAUCUAAAAUUAGGCUUACUUCUCACAAUUGCUACUCCCAGCAACCCAUGCCUCAGCCUACCAAAUACCGUGAAGUAGAUCUUUCAGAUAUGUUAGCUCACCAUAAUCAGGCGUCUGACAUUUUGUAUUAUGAAGUUCUGGACAUUCCUCUUCCAGAACUGCAACGUCUUAAGACUCUAAAAGUAGCUUUCCAUCAUACCACAAAGGACGAAGUGGUAAUCCACAAUAUCAGACUGCAUAAGAAGAGUACUAUCGGAGAUGUUAUUAAUGAACUUAAAACAAAGGUGGAGCUUUCACAUCAGGAUGCAGAACUGAGGUUGCUUGAGGUGUUUUUCCACAAGAUCUACAAGAUCUUUCCAUCUACCGAAAGAAUUGAGAAUAUCAAUGAUCAGUACUGGACUUUACGAGCAGAGGAGAUACCUGAGGAAGAGAAGAACAUUGGCCCCAAUGAUCGAUUAAUUCACGUGUACCAUUUUACUAAAGAGACCGCACAAAAUCAGCAAGUACAAAAUUUCGGAGAUCCCUUCUUUUUGGUAAUACACGAAGGUGAAACUUUACAAGAAAUCAAGACCCGUAUCCAAAAGAAACUCCGUGUCCCUGAUGAGGACUUUGCCAAGUGGAAGUUUGCUUCAUUUUCGUUGGGACGUCCGGACUACUUGCAGGACACAGAUGUAGUUUAUAAUCGCUUUCAGAGAAAGGAUGUAUAUGGUGCAUGGGAGCAGUAUCUUGGGUUGGAGCACGUUGAUAAUUCUCCUAAAAGGGCUUAUGCUGCAAAUCAGAAUCGGCAUGCAUAUGAGAAGCCGAUGAAAAUAUACAAUUAGGAGGAGCAAGAGAGGAGACUUGCUACCCUUUUUUGGUGUGAUGGGUUGAGGAUGUAGGAGAGUCCCAGUUUAGAUUUUCACAAUAACCAAAAAUGGAAUAUGUAUCUUUCAGGGAAGACAGGUGUAGAUUAUAGUACUGACGGUAGUAAAGUGUGAUAGGGGUCUAUUUUGCUUCGGAGACCUCU